This is a messenger RNA of Echinops telfairi (small Madagascar hedgehog), 2044 nucleotides long. Its product is annotated as disintegrin and metalloproteinase domain-containing protein 5-like. Gene Ontology annotation, cellular component: plasma membrane. The record is from RefSeq and is a predicted model, not a curated record. Gene Ontology annotation, molecular function: metalloendopeptidase activity. NCBI's taxonomy places the organism in Eukaryota, Metazoa, Chordata, Mammalia, Afrosoricida, Tenrecidae. Gene Ontology annotation, biological process: cell adhesion; binding of sperm to zona pellucida; proteolysis. The transcript has 18 exons. The coding region runs from base 25 to 2025 and encodes 666 amino acids.
CAUUCUGAACCUUUAAGCGUUCAGAUGGAUUGCAAUUAUCAGGGAUAUGCUGCAGGAUUUCCAACUUCCAGGGUGACACUCAGCACUUGUUCAGGACUCAGAGGAAUAUUGCAGUUUACAAACAUCUCAUAUGGAAUUGAACCAUUGGAGGCCUUAUCAGGAUUUGUGCAUAAGAUCUAUGAAGAAAAAAGCGAUAUUAAUAUUCCUCUAUUAGGAGACAGUGACAUUUAUUCUUGGUCUAUUGAUUCACAGUAUCAAGCCAGGAAAAGUUCAAAAAGCACCGGUGUUUCCAAGUUAUGGCAGCGAUAUCUUGAAAUGCACAUUAUCGUGGAUAAAGAUCUGUUUGAUUAUAUGGGCUCUGACAUAAAGGUUGUGACACAGAAGGUUAUUCUGAUAAUUGGCCUUGUUAACGCAAUGUUAACCCAGUUAAAACUCACUGUUAUAAUAUCUUCCAUAGAAAUCUGGUCAAAUAAAAACCAAAUUCCUACUACUGGGCAUCCUGAUCAUGUAUUACAUAGGUUGUUAGAAUGGGAACACAAAUAUCUUGAUCUUCAACCUCACCAUAGUACAUUUUUGUUUUCCUUUAGAAAAUAUCCUAGUUUUAUGGGAACUACCUUUCCUGGAAAAUUCUGUGACAUGAAUUAUGCCAAAGGAGUUGCUUUGUAUUCAGAAGGCUUAUCCUUGGAGUCAUUUACUGUUAUUAUUGUGCAGCUACUUGGCCUUAACCUGGGAUUAACUUAUGACAGCAAUACUGACAACUGCCAUUGUUCAGCUGAAAUUUGUACAAUGAUGCCAAAAGCAGUACAUUUUGGAGGUGUAAAGGAUUUUAGCACCUGCAGUUUGGAUAACUUCAAGUAUAUCAUCGCACAAUCUAACCUUAACUGUCUUCAGAAUCACUCAGUUGAUACACCAGUUUAUAAACAAUCAAGCAAAGUGUGUGGCAAUGGAAAGUUGGAACCUGGUGAAGAAUGUGAUUGUGGCACUGCAAAGAAUUGUACACACAAAGCCUGCUGUGAUCCUAGAACAUGUAUGUUGAAAAGAAAAAAAGUAUGUGGUUCUGGAACAUGCUGCUCACAAAGUUGCAAGUUAAAACAAGCUGGUGAGCUGUGCAGAGAACAAAUUGAUGAUCAAUGUGAUUUUCCUGAAUAUUGCAAUGGAUCUAGUAGUUUCUGUAUGCAGGACACUUAUGCACGUAAUGGAGAAAGUUGCGAUUCCGGUGAUGCCUUAUGCUUUGAUGGAAAAUGUCAGUCAUUUGACAGACAAUGCCAAUCAUUAAUUGGAGGAGAUUCUACAGGUGCUCCUUUUGAUUGUUAUGAGGAUAUAAAUAGCAGAGGCGAUAAAUAUGGAAACUGUGCUGACACUGUGUGUCCAUUUCCGGAUCUUCUUUGUGGAAAAUUAGUUUGUUCAUGGCCACACAAAAAAUUAAUACUCCGUCCCAAUUUGUCUGUGUUGUAUACACAUCUACGAGAUGAAAUGUGUGUAACCACACAUCUACCCUUCACGGCGUCAGUUAAACUCAAAGAUGUUGCGGAAAAAACAACAUACUCUGGUCCUGGAGACAGAGAUGAGACAUUUGUGCAUGAUGGCACCCCAUGUGGUCCUGGAAUGUUUUGUUUCAGACUUAGCUGUACAGAAAUUGCUUUCUCUCAUAAUUUUUUGUUGUGUGAUCCUGUCAACCAUUGCAAUUCAAAAGGCGUUUGCAAUAAUUUUAACCAUUGCCAUUGUGAAAAUGGUUUUGCUCCACCUGAUUGCAAAGUAAGGAAAGGAGAAUUUGGAAGUAUUGACGAUGGACAUCCGAUAAAACGUGCUACAAGUUUGAUUCAGGGAAGAUAUGCCUCUACUCCAAAAAACCAGGUUCAGCUCAUUGCAUACAUUUGCAUACCUAUGGCCGUCAUUAUUACUGUUGCAUUAAUAAAGCGGAACAAAUUACGAGAGCUUUGUAACAGAGAAGACAGUGAAAAUGAGAGAUCUCUGACGGAAGAGAACAGCAGUAGCAGCAAGUUAUCCCUCAGUACAAGACGCUGAAAAAAUCUUCUGGCAUGUC